Messenger RNA from Dipodomys spectabilis (banner-tailed kangaroo rat), 3464 nucleotides. Its product is annotated as arylsulfatase L-like. The record is from RefSeq and is a predicted model, not a curated record. The transcript has 10 exons. Bases 1719 to 3458 code for a protein of 579 amino acids. Lineage: Eukaryota; Metazoa; Chordata; Mammalia; Rodentia; Heteromyidae. Gene Ontology annotation, molecular function: arylsulfatase activity.
CCUAUCUCUGGGUCCACUGAGGGGCCAGGACCCAGAUGUGAACUGGGAGAAACCCGGAUGUCACCUAUCUCCGGGUCCACUGAGGGGCCAGGACCCGGAUGUGGACUAGAAGGGACCCGGAUGUCACUUUCUUCCAUGUCCACUGACCCGGAUGUGGCAUGGAGAAACCGGAUGUCACUUUCCUCCAGAUGCACUGAUGGGUCAGGAUCCGGAUGUGGACUAGGAGGGACCCGGAUGUCACCUUCCUUCAUGUCCACUGAGGGGCCAGUACACGGAUGUGGACUGGGAGGGACCCGGAUGUCUCCCUCAUUCGUGUCCACUGACCCAGAUGUGGCCUGGGGAACCCGGAUGUCACUUAUCUCCAGGUCCACUGAAGGGCCAGGACCCGGAUGUGGACUGGGGGACCCGGAUGUCACCCUCCUCCGUGUCCACUCUCCCGGAUGUGGCGUCAGGGACCCAGAUGUCACUUAUCUCCAGGUCCACUGAGGGGCCAGGACCCGGAUGUGGACUGGGGGACCCGGAUGUCACCUAUCUCCAGGUCCACUGAGGGGCCAGGACCCGGAUGUUGCAUGGGGAACCCGGAUGUUAUGUAAGUCCGCGUCCAUUAACCCGGAUGUGGACUGUGGCAGGGACCCAGAUAUGUGCUGGGCAGGACCCGGAUAUCACAUCCACAGGCCUGGCUGUGGCGUGUGGAGUCCCGGAUGUCAUGCUCCUCUCCUUCCACUGACAGGGUCUAGGACCCAGAUGUGGUGUGGGGAUCCCGGAUGUCAGGUCCCUCCACAUCCACUGAGGGUCCAGGACCAAGAUGUGGAAUGGGAACUACCCAGAUGUUAGGGACCUCCAGGUCCAUGAACCUGGAUGUGGGGUGAGUACCCAGAUGUUAGGGACCUCCAGGUCCAUGAACCUGGAUGUGGGGUGAGUACCCAGAUGUUAGGGACCUCCAGGUCCGUGAACCCGUAUGUGGGGUCGGUACCCAGAUGUUAGGCAUCUCCAGGUACGGGAACCCAGAUGUGGAGGCGAGUACCAGGAUGUUACUUAACUCCAGGUCCACUGGCAGGCGCCAGGACCCGGAUGUGAGGGGUUUGGACCCGGAUGUGAGGGUUGGGACCCAGAUGUGAGGGGUUGAGACCCAGAUGUGAGAGGUGGAACCCAGAUGUGGGCGGAGCGGGCACUCCACACCUUGGCCCCGGGCUCCAGCUGCGCUUUGGCCGUUGGGGUCCUUUCCCAGACUCGGAGGCAAUAAAGCAGCCAUGCUGCUUCUGGAUGGAAUUCUUCCUCACUUCCGCCCCCCAGCGCAGGCCAAGCCCUCCUGAGUCCCUCACUUCCUCCCCAGCCCAGGCCACACCCUCCUGAGCUCUGGCACGCCCUACUGAGCACAGGCCACGCCCCCUGGGCACAGGCCACGCUCCCUGACGGUCCUGACUCUUAUUGCAGCCCUCCAUGUAGUUCUCGAGGUUUCCCUCCUCCCCUUCCUCCUGCCUCUGCCAGGCCUGGCAAUUUCUUGGCGCCCAGCCCAGCAACUCCAGGCUUUUCCCUUUCUUCCCUGCCUUCCCCUUCAGCACCACAUCCUGUUCCUUUCCAAGGAACAAGGGGACUUUUAUUUUGGAGGGGGGUUGUGGAGUUCUGGCUGCUGGAGUGACGUGGACAUUUGACCCCUGCGAGCUUCCUGGCUGGCAGGGAGAGCAGCAGGCCCAGGCGCUGAUGGCAGAGAACUGUGGAUGUCGCACAGCAGCUGCGCAGCCCCACCCCUCGCCUUCCUCCUCCUCCUCCUCCCCCCUGGCCCCUGCGCAGGCCCCGCCCCCUCGCGCCCCAACUUCCUGCUGCUCUUGGCCGACGACCUGGGCCUGGGCGACCUGGGCAGCUUCGGGAACCGCAGCCUGCGCACCCCGCACCUGGACGGCCUGGCCCGGGACGGCGUGCGGCUGACCCAGCACCUGGCGGCAGCGUCCGUCUGCAGCCCGAGCCGUGCGGCCUUCCUGACGGGACGCUACCCUGUGCGCCUGGGCAUGGUGACCACCAACGGGGCGCGCGUGCUGCAGUGGGCAGCCGUGUCGGGCGGGCUGCCCACCUCCGAGAUCACCUUCGCCAAGAUCCUGCAGGAGCAGGGAUAUGCCACCGGCCUCAUAGGCAAAUGGCACCUGGGCCUCAACUGUGAGUCCCCCACUGACCACUGCCACCACCCCCUGAACCACGGGUUUGACUCCUUCUUCGGGGUCCCCUUCACCCUGAUGGGGGACUGCCUGCAAGCGGAGCCCUCGGAGAAGCGAGCGCGUCUGCAAGGGCCCCUGGACCUGGGGGCUCAGCUGCUGCUGCUUUCCCUGCUCUGCCUGGCCGCUGGGAAGGUCACGGGCCUGCUGGGCCUGCGCUGGGUGCCCUGGGUGCUGGGCCCCGGAUGUGGGGCCUUGCUCCUGGCCUGCACCUCCCGCCUCCUGGGUAUCUUCAUCGUCCAUGCUGACUGCUUCCUGAUGAGGGAUCACCAGGUCGUCCAGCAGCCUCUGAGGUUUGAGGCCAGCGCGGGGCUCUUCUUGCGGGAGGCUGAGGCCUUCAUCCACAGGCACCAGGCCCGCCCCUUCCUCCUCCUCGUCUCCUUCCUCCACGUCCACGUCCCGCUGGUCACCUCACCUGCCUUCCGGGGCCGCAGCGCGCACGGCGCCUACGGCGACAACGUGGAGGAGCUUGACUGGAUGGUGGGGCGACUGCUGGCAGCGCUGGACGGUGCGGGGCUGGGGCGCCGCACCCUCGUCUACUUCACGUCGGACCACGGUGCCUCACUGGAGGCCCGGGCUGGGGGCGCCCGCCUCGGGGGUUCCAACGGCGUGCACCGAGGUGGCAAAGGCAUGGGCGGCUGGGAGGGCAGCAUCCGGGUCCCUGGGCUGGUGCGCUGGCCCAGGAAACUGCCCGCAGGGCGCCUGGUGCCUGAGCCCACCAGCCUCAUGGACCUGUUCCCCACCGUGGUGCUCCUGGCCGGGGGCUGGGUUCCGGCGGACAGGGAGGUGGACGGCCGGGACCUGAUGCCCGCGCUGCUGGGGACGGCGCAGGCCGCAGGCCACGACUUCCUGCUGCACUACUGCGAGGCCCGGCUGCACGCCGUGCGCUGGUUCGACCGCCCAAGCCACACGGUGUGGAAGCUGCACUUCGCCACUCCACGCUUCGACCCGCCGGGCUCGGGCACCUGCCUCGGUUUCCCUGCCUGCGCCUGCUCGGGGCGGCGAAUGACCCGCCACCGGCGGCCACUGCUCUUUGACCUGACGGCGGACCCAGGGGAGACUCGCCCGCUGCAGGGCCCGAUGGCGACGCGCAGGCGCGUGGAGGCCGCGGUGGCCCGGAUGAUGCGCAUGCGCCGCCCCCUCGCGGCCCCGCCCCUCGCCCCUGCACACAACACCUGGAGCCCGCGCCUGCAGCCCUGCUGCUCGCCCGGACCGCUCUGUGCCUGCGACCACCUGAUCCCCGACCUCUGACCCCGA